Messenger RNA from Lepus europaeus (European hare), 1806 nucleotides. RefSeq names its product nipsnap homolog 1 (gene NIPSNAP1). The transcript is spliced from 10 exons. Lineage: Eukaryota; Metazoa; Chordata; Mammalia; Lagomorpha; Leporidae. Gene Ontology annotation, cellular component: mitochondrion. The coding region runs from base 22 to 876 and encodes 284 amino acids. The record is from RefSeq and is a predicted model, not a curated record.
GCCAACCUGCGCCGCUCCAACAUGGCUCCUCGGCUGUGCAGCAUCCCUGCUGCGACGCGGCGACUGCUGCGGGGCCCCGGAGCCCGCGCCCGGAACGUCCCGGCGGCGGCCGCGGCGCGUUUCUAUUCCAAGGACACUGAAGGCAGCUGGUUCCGCUCCCUCUUUGUUCACAAGGUGGAUCCCCGGAAGGAUGCCCACUCCACCCUGCUGUCCAAGAAGGAGACCAGCAACCUGUACAAGAUCCAGUUUCACAACGUGAAGCCUGAGUGUCUGGACGCCUACAACAGCCUGACGGAAGCUGUGCUGCCCAAGCUGCACCUGGAUGAGGACUACCCCUGCUCUCUCGUGGGCAACUGGAACACGUGGUAUGGGGAGCAGGACCAGGCAGUGCACCUGUGGCGAUUCUCGGGGGGCUACCCAGCCCUCAUGGACUGCAUGAACAAGCUCAAGAACAACAAGGAGUACCUGGAGUUCCGGAAGGAGCGGAGCCAGAUGCUGCUGUCCAGGAGAAACCAGCUGCUCCUGGAGUUCAGCUUCUGGAACGAGCCGCAGCCCAGAGAGGGCCCCAACAUCUAUGAGCUGCGGACGUACAAGCUCAAGCCGGGAACCAUGAUCGAGUGGGGGAACAACUGGGCUCGGGCCAUCAAGUACCGGCAGGAGAACCAGGAGGCGGUGGGCGGCUUCUUCUCGCAGAUCGGAGAGCUCUACGUUGUGCACCAUCUCUGGGCCUAUAAAGACCUGCAGUCUCGGGAGGAGACUCGGAACGCCGCCUGGAGGAAGAGGGGCUGGGACGAAAAUGUCUACUAUACAGUGCCGCUGGUACGACACAUGGAGUCUCGGAUCAUGAUCCCCUUGAAGAUUUCGCCUCUCCAGUGAUGCUGCCGACGCCUCUGUCUCCUUCCCCUUCUCCCUCGGGGCAGUCCAGGACAGAGGGUCUCCUGGCCUGUCUGGGUUCUCUCCCAGAGCUGGGGGUGGGUGGGGCUGAGCUCAGACCCGGGGAGCUGAAGGGUUAUGGGGGUCCUGAGGACUCCCGCUCUGCCCAGAGCCUUUCCCGCCCACCGGCUUCCCUCACCAGUAGUUCCUCAUCUCCCUGAACAAAGAUCAGAACCUCUCAUGUCUUCGCACAUUCCCUCCCAGGAUCCCUCAUCUCAAAGCUGUCCGUCCCCAGUUAGCAUCUCAGAAAACCUUGGCUUAGCUUAGUUGCACAAAAGGGAGUGCGACCAGUGGUUCGAAGUGGGGUGGGAAGGGAGGAGGCCAGGCCAGGCCACACCCUCAGGACGUCCCUAGUCUCCGCUGGGCCACCCACUUGCUGCACAGUCUGAGCCAAAUCCCUCCUGCUGUGGAAAAGCCUGGAACUGCCAACACCCUCAGAUCAGCACCCAGAGAGGCAGAGCGAUGGCACGGGAGAGGAAGGACGUGGGGGCAGGAGCCAGCCCCAGAAGCUGGAGCGUAGAGUUCUGAACCUGGUUGUUGAGCCACGGAGUUGGGAAGACAGGACUGGGGUGACUGAAGACCAUUGGGGGAGGGGCUUGUGAGUACUAGAUGGAUGGAGAGAGGCUCACCUGUCCCUCCCUGCAGGCUCAAGUACAGGCCAGGGCCCCCUAGUUUCCUCCCCCUCACGUGACAGCUGCCAGCCCCAGCCCUCAUUUUAUAGGGACACAGGCGUGGAGUUGGGUAGCGACCCUGGGAGCUUCCUCUGUGACCCCCAUACCUCGUGAACCCCCCGGGAACUUGAUUCUGCCUCCUGUCCAUGAAAACAAGUACUGGGGUGGCUGAAGGAACCAAUUAAAUAUUUACUAUAAGUCA